Messenger RNA from Rhagoletis pomonella (apple maggot), 2871 nucleotides. RefSeq lists its product as uncharacterized. The coding region runs from base 1 to 1707 and encodes 568 amino acids. The record is from RefSeq and is a predicted model, not a curated record. NCBI's taxonomy places the organism in Eukaryota, Metazoa, Arthropoda, Insecta, Diptera, Tephritidae. The transcript has 3 exons.
AUGGCUAAUAAAUUAAACGUGGAAGAGCAUCUAAACAUAAAUCUGAUCUGGUUCUGCGUAAUCUUCCAUUUAAUCGUAUAUUCGGCAUUGUUGGUGAUAUUCUACGUAUUCCCAACGGAAUUAACUUCACUAAAUGUGGGCGAAGUUCUAGGUACUAAUUUCCAUUCGAAUUCGGGUAGCGGCAGCAAUGUGGCCGACAGUGUCACUGUUGGUGUCGGCGUUGGUGGACUUGGCCUUGGCAGUAGUCAUUUAGCCGGUGGCAGUGAUGUCAGCAACGAAAAUGGUCGAAGUGCCAAUAGUGAUGGUAAAAAUAAUCGGUAUGAACCGAUGCAGCAACAAUACUACUAUCACCAUCGGUCCAGUGAUAUAAUAACAAGUGGAACGCAUUUGUUACGGGGUCCUCUGCCACAACAGCAGCAGCGAGAGAUGGGCCCAGCUGAGGCAUUUUAUCAUUAUGCCUAUCAUAUAAAUCGCAGCAAUAAUCAAAUGAGUGGCAAAUACAAAUAUAAUCGUAAUGAUAACGGUUCCAAUAGUUUUACCAAUUAUUACUACGCGGAGGACAUCAAAGGCUAUGCGAAUAGAAGUAAGGCGCAGCUCGGUGACCUCGCCGGUGGUAAAAUGUUGGCGGACAAAAUGAAAAGCAACUGCAAAGAUGCCAUUAACCAUGCUCCUCAUAGCGGUCAUUUGUUAGAAGCCAUCAGCCCCGAAGCGGUGAUGAGCAAUAGUAGCAAUAACAAUUAUCUAGUGGCCUAUAAUGGCAAAAAGAGUAAAACAACGGCCAGUGUCAAUGCCGGUAAUGGCGUUGGCGUCGUCACCAGUGAUAUGGAGACCAAUUUGCAGCUAGUGCCACAGUUUCCCCUGGAAGCCAAACAAGUCCUGGUUCAUGAUAGCGGGAGACAUGCGGGCAACGCACAGUCGAAGAAUUAUAAUCAUGCCAGUGGCAAUGAUGGAAACAACAACAGUAACAGUAGUAGCAGCCACAGCAGCAGCGGCCCUUUUUUCGAGCAAAAUAAACAAAAACUACACAGGGGCAGCAGCGUUGGUCUCAGAAGCUUGCACACAACUAAAUUGGUUGAUAUUCUGGAUACGUUGCACGACAGCGUCGAGCUCGAACACGUUGACGACGUAGACGACGACGACGACGAAGCAUUGUAUAUAGUCGAGGCUGAUACCCAGGACAAAGCGUUUGGGAAACUACAGCACACCAAAGCUGCCGACGCGGCGGACUUGCACGCAAAUGUAGCUUUGACACAGAAAGUCAAAGGCCAGCCCUAUGCCUACGGCAUCUUCGUGAAUCUGUAUGAGCACAGAUAUGAGCACAUAGCAAGUAAAAUUGUGCAAGAAUCGGGGGUCACAACCAAUGCCAAAUUAAACGAUAAUAAUGGCGGCACAAUUUCUCCGACGAAAACUGCUGAUCGCCGACAAACGUCGUCGCAACGACAACCACAUUCAUUAGUUGAACUGCCAGUUAUGAAUUUGCACAAACAAUUUACAAAAGCAACACCAGCUAACACGAACGAUGUGUAUACAGCGCACAACGCGCGCAACUCACUUAGCGAUGCCAGGAUUUCGCUUGCCGAAUUGGUAACAUCUCCCAGAAGAAUCCAUAAAACAAAAACAAAUUUAGUUAGCACGGCGCUAGGAAGAGUAGCUGUGACGCCUCAAAAACAAAUAGCAACAACAGCAGCAGCAACAAAACACCAAUAACACCAACCAUACAGCAAUGUUCGCCAAACUUGAACAGGUGGAGGAAGAGGAGAAGGGAAUGGGGAAACAUAAAAUAAUUACUUAGAAGUAAUUAACAAAAAACAAUAGUAAUUUAAGUAGUAAAAGUGAAAAAAAGGACUUGUAUAAACAUUUUGAAAACUUUCAUUUUAUGCACAUACAAAAAAUUGGAUAUAUAGGCAGAAGAGUGCAGAAUAUUUCAACCCUUUAUACAUACAUAAAUAUGCAGACACAGUCUGCAUAUGUACAUAAGUACAUACCUAUAUAGUAUAUUUGUUAAUACAUCAAUCAAUCCAAUAUACUUACAUAAAUAUGUAGUAUAGGUCAGUUCGGAAAUGCAAUCCGCAGUAUUACUGCAAAGAAUUAAACUCUUUUACUCUUAAACUGUAGAUCAUAGAAAUACCUUGUUUUCUCAACUUAGGACGAAUUCGGCACUUAACCGUGUUUACACAUGCUGCACAUUGCCAUAAAUUAUAAGUUUGAAAUAAAAGGGACUGUCUUUGCAGUAAUGCCGCAGUAUUGCAUUUAAGAACUGACCCUAUGUACAUAUACAUAUGUAUGUACAUAAGUGCAUGCAUGUAUGUAUGCAUAUUAGACCUGCAGUCGGACUCCAACAUUCGCUAUCGUUAAUUUUGAUCUCCAAAAAAAAGAAAGAAAAUGCGUGCCUGUAUGUGUAUAUUUUUAGGCCCCACUGCUUGUUAUUUAGAGAAUUUUGGUGACAAAAAUUUAACUAAAUUGAAAAGCAAUGGGGCUUAAAAGCAAAAAACAUGAAAAAGUAACAGAUGCUAUGAGUGAUCAUUCAUAUCCUGCAGUAUUUGUAAUAUGUUGCUAGGAGUGCCUGCCACUUUCAGAGAUUUUUGGUGAUCAAAAUUAGCGAUAGCGCUUUUUAGGCCCAAUUCAUUUUCAGAUCACAUACGUUAACUGUACUUAAAUUUUCAAUGUUUGCUACGAAAAUAUGAGAUAAGCAACCCUGUGUUUAUAUCAAACAACAAUCAGCUGUUCAGAACAAAAUAUAAACAAACUAACAAAUGCAACAACAAUUUCUAGGAACAAGCAACAAUGGUGCCACUUGUUUGGCAUAUUUAAAUAAAGGUGAUCUGAAAACCAGCAAAAGCUAAAUGAGAUUUAAAUAACAAUCCAAAAAUU